This is a messenger RNA of Exophiala spinifera, 3819 nucleotides long. RefSeq lists its product as uncharacterized. The transcript is spliced from 8 exons. Lineage: Eukaryota; Fungi; Ascomycota; Eurotiomycetes; Chaetothyriales; Herpotrichiellaceae. The coding region runs from base 1 to 3819 and encodes 1272 amino acids. The record is from RefSeq and is a predicted model, not a curated record.
AUGGCAGUGCCAUUCUCGAUCCAACCCUAUAUCCAAGAAAUAUCUGUUAACACAUCUUCUGAGAGUCUAUCUGACACAUAUUCUGACGAUGAAGAAUCCGCCGUCAGUGCCGAUGAGGAUGAUAAUCCUCAGCAGCAAGAUGAUGACCGUCGCAGGCCCCAAAACAAUACCAUAGAAAUUCGUGUGAGCAGGGAGUACACUCCAAACUGGGGACCUGAACAUGCAUUCCGAGAGCUCUAUCAGAACUGGAAAGAUGGUAUUCUCUCUUCGUUCAAACUGGAUGUCAAUCUCUUCAAGCCUAUCAUUAAGGAAAGCAAAUUAUCCAUCAAUAUUACUGUCCAUGCUCCUCAACCAACGCCUGGCACCUCUCGUCGCAAUCAAGGUUCACAGCUACUCGGCUUCAUCACCUUCAAAAAGAAAAGCGGGCAACUUAUAAUGAGUAACUUCCAGGCGAUGCUGGAGAGACACCAUCUCAUUCUUGGGCACAGCACUAAGAGGAACGACAGAAAACUUGCCGGCUUCCACGGCGAAGGCUUCAAGCUUGCUGCGCUUAUUAUGGUGCGGGAUGGCUAUGGUAUGAAAUACGAGUCAAACUCGCAACACUGGAGAUUCAAAUUACAGUUUGAAGAUGGGAUUGAGAUAUUGCAGUGCACUCUCAAACACGCACCAGAGAAGACGUUAUGCAGGCAGAAGGAACGUUUUGCGAACUCCAAGAGGUCGUCAUCUCUUCGUCCUCGGCUUUCAUCGAACAUUUGGGAAGAUACCACGGUGAAAGUAGGAGCACUUUCGCAAAAUAACUGCGGAAUCACUUGCGAAGAUUUCCGUGGGUGGCUAACAGUCACUCUUGACCUGCAGGAGUUCAAGGAAAACGACAUCAUACACGUCCAAACUGGAGAUCUCAUUCUCAGCAACGCUCAUAAAGGUGCACUUUACCUCAACGGCUUGAAACUCGAAGAGAACCGUUCUGGUUCCACGGACUAUCAGUUUGGUUACAAUUUUCACAAAGGCAAAAUUAACCGUGAUCGAGAGAAAAUGAUGUAUCGAGAUCAGGAAGCACAAAUGGUUGCAGCAAUUUGGGAAGAGGCUAUGUGUCUUGACGCAUGGGAGCACACAGUGAUAGAGCACUAUUUCAAGCUCUUUCAGAACUAUGAAAACCCAAGUGAUACCUUUUUGGCCUACAAAACCGUGUCGAGACUGGCAAUGGUCAAAAUGUGGAAACAUCUGAGAGUGCAAUUUCCCGAUUCCUUCUUCUUCUCGGAUGAAGACAACACGAGGUCACACCUUGAUGCUAUUAUCGAAAAAGACCUCGGGAAGCGUCCUUAUAAGCUCAAGAACGUUCUGUGGAAGCUUCUCAAGAAGUACUCACUGGUGCGAACACCGCAUGAAGAAAGAGUGUUCCUCUUUUUCCAUUCGCCACCAGCACUGAUCCAAUGCCAUGCCUUUAGUAUUCAGCUUGAGAGAGCACUCAGAUGUGCUCUAAAAUCCAGCGGAGCACUCGAGAAUGUCAAAAUUCAGUUUGUAAAGGGUGAAUCUUUGAGUAUUGAUGUGCUGUUCCAGAACGACAACAAUCUCCUCAGAAUCCAUGACAAAUGGCUUGAAUAUUCUAAAGUCCACCAGAACAGGCAAUGCAGCCUUUUCGAAGCCAAGAAUGGCAAGUUGUCCUCAGAGGACAUAUUCUUGUGCGAUCAUGCAGUUAACGACCUAAUUGAAAUGUUCCUUCGAGAAUUGCAUGGUCCGCUGAAGCUCGAUCACGAGGAAUAUCAAGCUAUAAGGAGUAGGUCAGCAACGAAGCUCCAGGAGAUGCCUCGAGAUGUGCAUGUGAGCAGUACAAGGAAUCGUGAUGAGCUCCUUGUUUCAUGGGCAGGAGCGCAGAGCCGUGCGUUCUUGGACAAAUACGGAGAGUUCGUGAAUUACUCUGUCACCUUGCAUAAGAUGAGCACAUGCGAAACCAAGAAGGACGCUCUUCUUUAUACCGGUGGAGCAGGACAGGACUCUCCAGCAGGUACGACGCAGAUGGUUGCGCCCUGUGGAUGCCCUCUUCAAAUCACCACCGGAGACAAUUUUCAAACUCUUUUCCGAGGACUUGAUUCUAGUGAAAGUUAUUUCGCCAUGGUAUGUCGAGACGAUGAUAGAGCAUUCUACGCUUGGCCACGGGUACCAGUUAAACCUGCCGAAGCAUCGCUGACAAGCGCAAAUCCGGCGAUGCCGAAUUCUGGUGGGACGAACAGUGAGCGCAAUCUGGAGAUGGACAUGUGUGACAUUUCCAUCACCGAACCCAUCGACUCGUGGACCGAUCUAUCAUCAGAGUCUCCUUCUACGUCACCACCUACGACUCAAGCCUCCAACUCAAAAUCGGCAAGUGAACAGCAGGCGAGAGUUUCUAGGAGAUCAAUUGACCCUAGGCCUUGCCCCGUCGAUGCUUCGUCCAUGCCUCACCCGUGGCGGAACGGAAGCACUCCGCCUGUAAAUCAAGACUCGUCCUCAAAUACGAGCGGUGGAGAACAACAGGUAGUCACUCGUAGACCACGAGAUAGGAGCCCUAUCCGCGUCGAUGAUACUGGCAUGGCCCAAGAGCAGGAUCGUCGGGCAUGGGAUCUGUGGACUUCAGAAAAACUUCCUGUAUUGUAUAAUAGCUUCAUUCCAGGCCGCACUGCGACUACGCUCAACGGAACGAGUCUUAGUGGGCUCGAAUGCGAGCACUUGGAUCAUACCUUUGAGAGGGGCGAAACCGUUCUGGUUCACUUGAAUCAUGGUUCUGAUCGCCACGUCAUACAAAUUCAUCACAUCUGCCAACACGAAGCCGAUGACGGUUCUUCUUUCUGCCUUAAAAGCACGAAGUAUUCCUUCCUGGAAGACAUAGGUGCCUUCAAAACGAUGGCAGACGGACAACUCAUCAACAGCAAGGAGCUGGUCCUACAUUUCGACGAUUAUGACCAGAUGGGAACACCAAUUGACGCUGAGAUGAUUGAUGUUGAAGACAUCAUCUCGGUUGAUAAGUGCGAGGGGAUUGAAGUCAAGUUGAUCGGCCCUUCAUCCAUCGACGAGGACAACUCCGUGUUCUUCUGUCGAUUUGCCAUUCGAUCUUCACAAGGCCAAGAUGGCGCCUACCUGGCUCCGUUGGCACCCCGUCUAAUCGGUUGGAAAGGACGGAAAUUCGCAGAUAAAUCGUCGCCGCCACUGGUCUUUGACUUGUCCCCAAACGUCCUUGGGGCAUCUGAAGGCUUCUCUCAAGCCAAUUUCUCUAUCCGGGCCGCUUUUGGCUUCGACAAGGCUAGAGAUGUAACAUGGAAGCUUCGUCAUCCACAUGGUGAAGCCUUCGACGGUACGUGUGCCGAAAUUAUCGACGAUAUCCAGAUGUCCCGACUGGAGGGUAUCGGCAUUCCGGAACCGACACCUGCCAAAGUUGCGCUUGUCUCAAAUGAAUCAGCAUACUUCAGGUUGAGCUGCGAGAACAACAGCAUGCCGACAAUCCAGGAGUUUUUGGAGCCUUUGAAAGGCAUCGCUAGUGUCGCACAAGCUCUCGAUCCCGAUUUCUAUGCCAUGCUACUGUCGCCAGCUGUGCUGCAAGAAGAGCAGCUUGGAGAGCAGGGGAGAGCUAGACAGGAACGUUCCUUAAUUUCCGCGUCAAGAGUGUCCGAUUUUCUGAAUCGAGGGACUGGGAUGGGUAGAUACAACAAACCGGAUAGGUCAGACGACAACGAUCGCGGGACCCGGCUUGUGGCCAACCUUGGUAUUCAGGGGCUAUUAGUGCAGUCAGUAAGUGACAUGUCAGGAUCUACACUGCACGGAUGGGUGGCCGGGGAAAAAGCAGAGUACUGA